AUUUGCGACGAAACCUUCCCGACCUUGUAACCUGUUGAUAUAUCGAUGCCUUAAACAUUUAAUUUGGUGUAUCGAUACUAUUGCACCAGACAUGCUUGUUACUUCUUUGUGAUGUUGCCGAAGACGCCUAAACCAGCUAUUUGGAGAUUCAUCAAGGGUAGCGCCAAGACACUAUUCGUGCUGGAAGCCGUCUGUUUCGCCGCUAGCUACGGUCUCUACUACCGUAUGAACACAGACCAAGAUUUUCGCCGGUACAUCAACGAGAAGUAUCCCUUCGCACUUGAGUAUUAUUAUAAAAUUGGAGAGAUUGUGGGCGACAGCAAGGUGCGCGACAUAGACGCCAAUUACUGGAGCUCCGCAACUGCGCAAUUCCAGAAGAAAGAGUAACAUUUGAAGUCCAAUUAA
Molecule: messenger RNA, 405 nt
Organism: Drosophila virilis
Lineage: Eukaryota; Metazoa; Arthropoda; Insecta; Diptera; Drosophilidae
Product: protein CEBPZOS
Source: RefSeq, a predicted model, not a curated record